This is a messenger RNA of Neurospora crassa OR74A, 4050 nucleotides long. RefSeq lists its product as hypothetical. Lineage: Eukaryota; Fungi; Ascomycota; Sordariomycetes; Sordariales; Sordariaceae. The transcript is spliced from 3 exons. The record is from RefSeq and is a predicted model, not a curated record. Bases 1398 to 3827 code for a protein of 809 amino acids.
GGAAGGGAAGCCUUGGAUGCCUUGAAUACCUAGCCCGCUCCAAAUCUGUCGCGCUACCUGCUUUCGAGUCACGGCCCCCAACUCGUAAACUUCCACUUUUGAGCACGACCUUCAUCGAGUUGGAGGAGGCUCAUUGCUCUCAUUUCGGACCGGCACAAUGUUUCCACCGUGCCUGUUGCCGGGAGCAGUACCAUCCAUGCUGGAGCAGCAACGGAGCUGACACCUGUCCGCCUUCCUUACCUCACCACACCCAGCUUAUACCGCACCGCUUCAAAGUGUCCGGGAUGUGGUCUGAAUCAUCCGGCGUGCCAUAAGGGGGCAUUCAGAUGAAUAAGGGCCGGGGUCGAAAACGGGAGCCGGUACCUGCCCACGGGCCCCGGUGUAGUUGCACUUUGAACACGCAUCACGAGAUUGUCGUCGGCUUACCGAAUCACCCAAAAUCCGAGGGGAAUCAUCCCUCCACCAGACACACGGUUCAAAAUUCCACGGCCAACGCUCAUUUUGCGGGAACCAAGCUCAAUUCCCUCCCGACCGGACAGUAUCGGACAACCAUCCCCACCGCGGUGGUGGUGCUGCGCAGUACAUACGGCAAUGUUGUCUUGUCUGUUAGUGAGGUUGAUGACCCAAGGCCACCCGACCCGUUGUUCCCCGCCAUCGCUUUUUUUCGUCCAAUCCAAGAAGCCAAUUCGCGACAAAUGACUACUACCUCUAGGUAGAAGAUAUACAAUCACCAAUGCCGUCCGGAGAAGAGUCACCGAGCAGGAAAAUGACGGCGACACCGAAGGCACUGUCUCCACUGAAAUGCGCGGUUCAGUCAAACGGUCCCGGAAUGCCCCGCCGCACCGCUAUGUUACUAUUCCCUUCCUGGCCCGUUCUUGUUGCUCCGCCCCCCGAACUCGCGGCGCGGCACGGCACGGAAACUCAAUCCCAACCUGAAUUGUAGGAGGGUACUGACUUCUUUGUCGAGACCAGAACAACCCUACACCUUUUCUCGGUCACGAUACGUCGUACCACGCGCUCGGUUGUGGCAGUGAACCGCUUCUUGCUCGCUCCCACCCUUGACAGUUGACCCAACGUGCAAGGAAUGAGCCACACUCCUGGUGGACACCCAGUUCUCGCCAGUCAUUUCCCGAACGACUGUUCCCUUGUCCAGAAACUCCCUCGAUAGCUCCGAAUAUCCGCGGCUCUGGUCCCGCAUUGAACGCACUGCGCAGCUGGCCGUAGGGCUGAGGACCCCUACAAUGGGCCGGACGGGAGCAUCACACGACGUCACCGCCGUGCCAAGCCAUAGCACAGUCGAGCCGAGUCGAACCAUGCCAGGCAGAAGAGAUGAGAGGAUAGCAUGGCACGUGCGACCCGUCGCCGGUCCAUCACGCUCGGUCAUGACUGCUCUGUGAAUGCCUGAGUACAUAUGGAUGGCCUCGCCCACCUGCCUCAGGCUCGGUUGCACCUUGCUGUCACCAUCUACACAGCAUCGUCUGCCAGUCACGGCCCAUACCACCAUGGAGACACCCACACCAGCAACCUACUACUGGGUACAACGCCUUGGCCGUCGUCUCUACGGUCAGAAGAGCCAGCUGUUAGACUCUUGUCGGUCCCGCCACUGUACCAGCAUGCAAGAAGCACAUUAUCAACACCAUGCCUACCAUCGCGUUCCAUCACCACACGCACAAGAUCUACUACGCGUCAAGACCAACGAACAUGGCCAACUACAGUGCCGCGGAUGUGACCAGAUUACUUACCUCCUUCGCUGGGCAGAGGCCGAGCGGAGGAAGGACCCAAACCACAAGGGCACCUCUCCCAAGCGCAUUAUCCACAACAGCUACGUCGAGCUCGAUCUGUGCGCAAGGAUUUCCAACUGCGACGCCUGCCAAAUUGUCCGCCGUGCUCUCCUAUUAGAUCAGAUCACCGGCCGGGAUGCUGAACGUUUACGACACACGGAUAACCAGUGGCCAGUCCAGGUAGCUCUAGACAUACGGCCUGGAUGCGACAGUCUCCAGGUUACCAUUGAGAAAGGAUCCGGGGUUCCUUUGUUCUCCGCAACGGUUGUCCUCAGUCAGAAGCCGUGCCUUGCUAUGGGAAAAAAGACCAAAGCACCUUCCGCAGCCUCCAGGCUUCGGCCCAACUUUGAAGAGCUACGUCAAGUCGUCAGCAACUGUCACGACAAUCACCAGUGCUCGUCUCGAUACCGUUGGAACAGCAGGAAUCCGUCGUGGCUGCUGGAGAUUCUAGGCGACGGAAACGUCCGAGUGGUCCGGGGUCCUGAUCAUUUGGUUCCCUAUGUCGUCCUCAGCUACUCUUGGGGAGAUCCCACCACAAUGCCGGCGGAAGAGUGGGCCAGGAUCAAGGGUGCCUCUACCAAAACAGUCGAUGGCGUGCCCGCACCAGAACGCACAAAUCCAUUUCCUCGAUCGAUUUUGCCAGAAACAAUGCGAGAUGCCAUCGCUAUCACCCAGGAACUGAAUUUCAAGUACAUUUGGAUCGACAAUGUAUGUAUCCCCAAAGGCACCGAUUGGGACACCGAGGCUUCCCUGAUGCACGAAGUCUACGGAAACGCCGCAUUUACCCUGCUGGCCUCUUCGAGCACAAAAGCAACCGAACCCAUGUUAUACGACCGUCUUGCGUGGCUACAAGAACCGAAGCCCUGUAAACUGCGCAACCAUUUCCUCUACAACACGCAAAAACCCCUCCACGAAGUCCGCCUGGACCCUCCAGCAUCGCAGCGUGCCUGGACCCUCCAAGAAGAGCGUCUUUCUCCCAGAAUUCUCUACUGGACCGGUCAGCGCUGGUAUUGGUCCUGCCCCGAGCACCAAACCGUCGAGUCUUCGCCCCUUGACCUUCCUUCGCCUGCUUGUACCUCAGAGGACCAAUCAUGGAGUCCACCACAACGGUUCCUUGAUGUCUGUCGUAUUGGUGACUUCCAGAGCAUUGAUCAAGAAUGGCUCGAUAUCGUUGAAGCCUACACGCGGCGCGACCUCGCGCACUCUGCCGAUCGUUUUCUUGCCAUAUCGGGCCUGGCCGUCCGGUUCCUUGAAGCCAAGAUGGACGGAGGUGGUAAAACCCGUGUUAGCGAGCAAUACUUGGCAGGGUUGUGGCGAGAAGAUCUAGCUAGACACUUGUCGUGGUCGGUUGCCAGCGCUGUGGAUUCAAAGGGGAGUCAUCAAGACGUUGCGCCAUCAUGGUCGUGGGCUUCAUUGCCGCUAUGCGUCAACACAAAAAUGAGACAUCCUUUUAGGCAGUCGCCACACUUCCAGUUCUUGGGAGUCCGUCAAUCCAGUUUUGACCAUACCCCCGUAAUCCCAACCGCCACUCUUAACCAGCAAGUCAUCACCGACCCUCGCCUUCGCAGCAAGUUGGUCGAGCAACAAGGCCGCACUGUCAAGCAGAUCGAGAUAAAAGGUCGCUUCCGCCGCUUCAUUUCCGAAAGCUCAUGCGCCGUAUCGUGGGAAGCCAUCGAAUGGAAACGCGGUGAUCGCGUCGGCUUAAACUUUGAAGAGUUUCCCGGCCGCGAUCUACACUCGAGGAACCACGAUGAUGGUCGGAUAGUCUCCAAAGACGCCCAUGGUGGGGAGGUGGUAGGGCAGCUGGAUUAUCUCGUGCCGCCUACUGGCGCUUCCUUUGCGAAUAAGAAGAGUGACAGUGUCGCUUUGGCAGACGGGGAAGAAACGGAGCUCAUGUGCCUUGAGCUCGGAGAGUUGGCAAUGAUGUUGCUUCAAAGAAAUCCCGGAUCCGCAGAGACUUGGAAGAGAGUAGGUGUUUGUAUUGGUUACGAACAGAGGAAAGGUUUCUUCUAUGGUUGUGAAAGUAGGACACUUAUCUUGGCUUGACCGCUUUGAUUUGAUCGGUUGGACGAGGCAAAGGAUGAUCAUCUAUUAUACCCUAAUCACAUGCCCGCACCGAAUGUACAGCAGUAAUUAGAUUAUGUACCUAGAUAUGGAAGUUGCCAAGGAAUGGGCCUUGUGCCACAAGUAAAUGAUCGAGCAGGUACUCAACACAAGUUCAUACAUCUACCGAACAGGAGAAAUUGCUGGAAAAGGUGGAACAUUAGGC